AUGUCUCAACCACAACGCCGAUUCUUUCCCAAGCCACCAAAGAAACAUGUACCUCCAGGAUCAGCCACUACUCCAACCACCUCCCAGAAUCCGAGUACCAAUCGACGUACUCGCAAUCAAACCAAACCGGCUACGUCAACAGCUCCGCCAACUAGACCUGUCACCAAACGCCGGGCAAGUGAACGCACCAAGGCCGCAUCUGAACAACCUCAGCCAAAGCAAGCCAAGCUAACUCAGACUCAGGCGGUGAAAUCCAAGAAGAUGGUCAAUCGUCCUCCUCCACGAAAACCAUCUCCUCGACGUCGUACCCCGACUCCAACUCCUCCUGCAACUCCUCCUCGACAUCGUACUCCAACUCCUCCUCCUCCUGCGUCAUCUGGAUCUCUUUUACGGGAUCCAUUCAACCAGAAAGAUUUAGAUAUGUUUAGCUUCAAAUCAGCUGCACAAAUUGCCCAAGCCCACGAAUACGGCCCGGACAAGUACAUAACUCAGAAAAAAACUUGCAACAACACCCAUCACCGCACCACCAACAACAACACCAGCAGCAGUCGUGCACCAGCAAGGGUUCACCAAGUCGAUUUUCACUCAGCUCGUCUUCCGAACGGAUUUAUGCCCUUGCAGGGUUCACGAUUACAGAUCUACAACAGAUGUGCUGUCCGUGCCGAUCUUGACGACCAAUAUAUGGCAAGCGGACGUGAAAUAUGUAGUGCGAUGACGCCUGACGAACAAUUUAUAGCCUCAACCACAGUUGCACUGGCAAAUCGUCAACAGAUGACCAAUAUAUACAACGACCUCACUCAACAGAUUGGUGAAAUUCGGGAUCUUGUGUCACGACAAGGCCAUGGCGUCUCCGGCGACGCUGCCACGGUAGCACCUUGGCUUUCAAAAGUGGAUGGUCAAAAAUCUAUUCGCCGAAGCGCGAUGAAGGCAAUUUUACGAGGUGACCUGCAGGCUUAUACAGCAACCAAGAACCGAUAUGGCAACAAGGCAACACUCCCAGUUUCUUUAUAUGCUGCAGUAAUGAAUGCCAAACCCCUCCAAGUCAAGGCCGUGAAGACCCUGGUCAAUGUUGUCUUGAAAGAAGUGCAAAAAGUAUUUGAAACAGAGCAUCCAACUGCCCGGCGACGCACCACCACAGACAAUGGUAGUGUACCAUCGUUGAAUACGAUUGUCGCCAAUCUUUACGAUAAAGAAAUUGGUCAAAUAGGAGGUCGAGUUCCUGUUCGCGAUGAGGUCUUUGAUCAGGUGGGACAUCUGCAAAAGUCCCGUUAUGCUUACCUUAGACUGCAAGCCUGUCAUUGGGGCUUUUACAAGAAAGAUUACAGAGACGGUGCGACAUUUUGGAGCAUCAUGGACGAGAAAUUGGAGUUUCUGCGGGGUCAAAGUAGCAGGUAUCGACAUGCGUAA
This is a messenger RNA of Melampsora larici-populina 98AG31, 1407 nucleotides long. RefSeq lists its product as uncharacterized. NCBI's taxonomy places the organism in Eukaryota, Fungi, Basidiomycota, Pucciniomycetes, Pucciniales, Melampsoraceae. The record is from RefSeq and is a predicted model, not a curated record. The coding region runs from base 1 to 1407 and encodes 468 amino acids. The transcript has 8 exons.